CCAGCCCCACCCGCGCCAUGGGCUCGGAGGCCGCACAGCUGCUGGAGGCCGCCGACUUCGCGGCUCGCAAGCACCGUCAGCAGCGCCGGAAGGACCCCGAAAGGACACCCUACAUCAACCACCCGAUCGGUGUGGCUCGGAUCCUGACCCAUGAGGCGGGAAUCACUGACAUUGUGGUGUUACAGGCGGCCCUGCUCCACGACACCGUGGAGGACACGGACACCACCCUGGACGAGGUGGAGCUGCACUUUGGGGCGCAGGUGCGGCGCCUGGUGGAGGAGGUGACCGACGACAAGACCCUGCCCAAGCCGGAGAGAAAGCGGCUGCAGGUGGAGCACGCGCCCCACAGCAGCCGGGGGGCCAAACUGGUGAAGCUGGCCGACAAGCUGUACAAUCUGAGAGACCUGAAGCGCUGCACCCCGGAGGGGUGGUCAGAACCUCGAGUGCAGGAAUACUUCGAGUGGGCGGCGCAGGUGGUGAAGGGGCUUCGGGGAACAAACCGGCAGCUGGAAGAGGCCCUGGAGCAGCUGUUCAGCGAGCGCGGGCUGACGCUCUGAGCACCGGGGGGGGGGGGCCAGGCCGCGUGCAGACCCCGGCUUCCGGGGCCUCCCCUCCGCCCUCCGCCCACGCACACUUGGUUCCCGUCCCUGCAGAGGCUCAGUUCUCCCCAGCGAAGCAGAGCCGGGACGCGGGAAGCAGCCAGUCCGUUCCUAAAGCACUCGCUGCCUUUGCCCACGUCGAAGCCCUGAGAUCGCUGGUCCCCCGGGGACGUGGGCUUGUUUACACUCCAGGUGAUCAGCCACCAAGGAAAAUAAAGCGUGUUGGGUAAA
Lepus europaeus (European hare) is the source of this 830-nucleotide messenger RNA. It is a transcript of the gene HDDC3, whose product is annotated as HD domain containing 3. Gene Ontology annotation, molecular function: guanosine-3',5'-bis(diphosphate) 3'-diphosphatase activity. NCBI's taxonomy places the organism in Eukaryota, Metazoa, Chordata, Mammalia, Lagomorpha, Leporidae. The transcript is spliced from 4 exons. The record is from RefSeq and is a predicted model, not a curated record. The coding region runs from base 18 to 557 and encodes 179 amino acids.